Umbelopsis ramanniana AG is the source of this 630-nucleotide messenger RNA. RefSeq lists its product as uncharacterized. The record is from RefSeq and is a predicted model, not a curated record. Gene Ontology annotation, biological process: mitochondrial electron transport, cytochrome c to oxygen. Lineage: Eukaryota; Fungi; Mucoromycota; Umbelopsidomycetes; Umbelopsidales; Umbelopsidaceae. Bases 33 to 509 code for a protein of 158 amino acids. The transcript is spliced from 3 exons.
UUAUCUUUUUCUAAACCGAUUGCCGUAUAGACAUGUUUCGCCUUGCUGCUACUCGCUCUGCAUUGACCGCCUCCCGUGCCGUCGGCCGUCGCAAUGCUUCCACCAACGUUGCCGUUCAAAACAUUGAAACCCGUUGGAAGACUCUCUCAACAACUGAGCAAAACACCAUUGCAAAGCAAUUGGAAGAAGCACAAAAGGCCGAUUGGAAGCAAUUGUCUCUCGAAGAGAAGAAGGCAGCAUAUUACAUUGCUUUCGGUGCCCAUGGUCCCCGCGAACCUAUCACCAAGCCCGGUCACAACCUCAAGGUUGUUAUUGGCACCAUUGGUGUCGUUGCAGCCUCCGCUGCUCUCUUCUAUGUCAUUCGUCAGAACGCCAUCGAGAAGCCAAAGACCAUCAGCAAGGAAUGGGAAGAGGCAACCAACGAGUACAUGAAGGAGCAAAAGAUGAACCCUAUCUCUGGUAUCGCCUCCGAGGGCUACCAAGGCAAGGGUUACGUUGUUUCAAAAUAGAUAGAAUUUUUCAGCAAAAGAAUCCAAUAACAACCUGUUUACAUAUGGAGUAUCUGAUGGAUUGUGAAAGUGCAAUUAAAUUAAUGUAACUACAAGAAUCAUGACCACGCUUUGAUAUCGA